UUACUUAACAUCUACUGCAUGUCUUGCUGUUAUUCGCCGAGUCCUCUGUUUAUGUUCAGAAAUUAAGUGAUUUAAACAAUGUUCAUAAUGUGAUAGUUUGUCAACAAAUGCACAUGUUUCACCGACAUACUUUUUGACAGCUGUAACCGACGAUACCAUUUCCCAACUGUAGGGGGACAAUAAUUAAUGAGAGCCCAGACACUACAUGAGUGUUUGCAGCUGUAAAAUGAAUGUGUACCGGAUUCAAGGGUCUUCGUAACAAAAACUACAUUCAUACGUACACAUAUGACGGGGGUGUGUAGUGUUGUUUUCCUUUGAGUAUGUAUGUUAUACCAGGCGGAACGUCGUCUGUUUUGUUCUCGUGUCGCCUGGUGACAAUUCGCUCGCUGCGCACAGGAAGUGAUCUGUUCGACUGACAAGACGCCAAGGAGGAAAUAACAGUAGUAAUAAAACACUAUAGGACGGUGUUAGUAUGGCUGAAAACUCAAACAAACGCCCACAGAAAGUUUCGGCAGUGGAGCCCGCGGUUAAAAAGAAGCCUAAACGCACACCGGAAGGAAUAAAGUCGAAAAGAGAAAGUGACCGGCGGCGAAGACAAACGCGAGUAACACUUGGUGUAGCUUUCCCUCGCUGGAGAGCACUGAAAGCAGAGUCGGGACUGAGGGCAGACACGGAUUUUGCCUUAUUGCUAAUGGACAGUUAUGAAAGGUACAUGAAGGUCUUAGCCUCCGUGAAGGCCGAGGGUAACCUGCAGGCUCCUCCUCCCCCGUCACAGUCCAGCAAUGGCACGGAAUAUCACAGUAUAACUAUUGACUGGGAGGGUGAAGAUGACAGAGGGGACCCCAUCUCUGAUAUAGAAGUGACGUCAAACCUAGAGGAAGACACAGAAAGCUUGGAUGAAGAAGACUGUGAUACUCCUCCUUGUGUCCCAUCUGACAGUUCCACAAAGACACCUCUCCCAGCUGCAAGCAUGGAGGAGUCUGUGUGUGAUGUUGGAGAGAGUGAGGAACUCCCAAUGACUGACAUCACAUCAGGCCCAGAUUACCAGCUUGUCUUAUGUGAAGAUGACAUUGUUGGUGAAAAAGCCUCCAUAGCAUAUGAGAAAAACCUCCGACAACUUGCAGGCUUUCUCAGAUUCCCGCUGGAAAAGUGCGAAUACAGCGACCCUCUCCUGGGAGUCGAAUGUGACGCUGUUCAACCCUUUGACAUAGUCAUGGAGUCACGGGGAACUGCAUCAACCAUUGAAUGGGUAUGUUCCCGAGGACACAGCCUUUGGAAGUGGAACUCCCAGCCUGUUUUCAAGUUUGGCAUGCAGUCAGGGGACUUCAUGCUGGCCACCAAUAUCCUCCUCUCUGGAAAUGAUUAUGACAAAAUAGCACUUCUGUUCCAGUACAUGAACAUGAACAUAGUGGCUAAGUCCACUUUCACUGCGGUGCAACAUUCAUACUGUGUUAACACCAUCAAGGAGUUCUGGCAGGAGACAAGAUACAAAAAAGUCUACAAUAAGAUGUUAAAAAAGUAUCAGUACAUCAUCAAGAACCACAAAACCUGCACUGACAUCCUCGACCUACAGAGAGCCAUUGUUGGGAAACGCUUCGGGUCAGGGAAGACAGUGCCGAGGAUGAGGAGGAGGAGUUCCUCCAACCCUGAUGAUCCAGAGAGUGAUGGCCUCAUCCCACCAAUGUAGUCACCAACAACACAGGAGCAGCUUCAUAGGCAGGCCCCCAGAGGAGAGCUGUCAUCUUGAAGAAAGAGCUGUGUGGAAGGACUCGAUCUAACUGAACAACACAUCACUUAUCAAUAAGCUUUUUGUAAAUAUUAUAAUAUUAAUAUAAAAUUACUUGUUUAUA
Messenger RNA from Solea solea (common sole), 1850 nucleotides. RefSeq lists its product as uncharacterized. Lineage: Eukaryota; Metazoa; Chordata; Actinopteri; Pleuronectiformes; Soleidae. The record is from RefSeq and is a predicted model, not a curated record. Bases 473 to 1687 code for a protein of 404 amino acids. The transcript has 7 exons.